AUGAGUCGUGUGCACUCUAAAUUUCAGAAAGAAAUAUUGUAAUUUUAUAGAUCUGUGCUUAAAUGGGCAAGUCUUAAACCAGAACCGGCUAAGUCUAGCAUCAUCUAGUAUGCUUAGAAUGAAUACAGGAAGAAUUAAAAUAUUCCGAAAAAGAAGUUUGAUAGGGUAAUAUGUCCAUAACAUUAUUUUAGAUUGAAUUUCUGUUUAGAUAAGGAAAGAAUAAGUUUGAGAUAUGGAAGGUAAAUAAUUUUAAUAUGAUAAGGAUGCAAAAAUUGAUUCAAUAUAAAUAAAAUGA
Messenger RNA from Paramecium octaurelia, 295 nucleotides. The record is from the annotation of a GenBank genome assembly. NCBI's taxonomy places the organism in Eukaryota, Ciliophora, Oligohymenophorea, Peniculida, Parameciidae.